This is a messenger RNA of Cyclocybe aegerita, 879 nucleotides long. The record is from the annotation of a GenBank genome assembly. Lineage: Eukaryota; Fungi; Basidiomycota; Agaricomycetes; Agaricales; Hemipholiotaceae.
AUGCCUUCAGGCUCCCCGACGCCUUCAUCAUCAUCGUCGAGAUCGUCCGCUACACCACCACCCGCGAUAUCACCGAAGAAAACCUCGAGGGACAAGGGGAAGAGCAAGGCGACUACCUCGGCAGACCAUGGAAAAAACGAAGGGGUUGAUCUGAACUGGGACUAUCAGCCUCCUGCUGGAGCUGUUCUGCUGAACGACAAGGACGAAGAUGCAGGCGAGUUUGAUUGGGAUGCAGUGAAUAACGACGAUGACAUUGAGCUGUGGCUGAUCCGCGUUCCGGAGGGGAUUAAACCAAAGCACUUGGCCAACCUCGAGGUCGAUGUGCCUUCGUCAUCUAAGAGCUCAUGUAUUGGGACCUUGCAACGGAAGCACGCUGCAUUUGACUUCUGGUCUGUCGGAGAUGACGAUAGUCAACCUACAGGCGGGGAGGAGAUUAAGAGUUUGUCGUGCCUCUUGCCUCGCAAAAGUAAAAAAGGAAAACUCUACCCUGCACCAAAACCUAUUGCUCACCGCAUUGUCGUUGCUGCUCAGGCGAUCAUACCCACUCCGCCAACUGACGCUGGCGCUACCCAGUACACGAACCCCCCACGUCAUUCUUAUUCCAAAGAAGUCCUCAAGCAUAAAUUCAUGCCCACUGGCUCGAUGGUCGAUGUCACAAGUUCUCACACCGAGGACGUGGUUAUGGCAGAAGUCGAAGCAAUCUCCACAUCAGACCAAUCCUCCCCCAAGAAAAGACGCGAACAACUAGCGACUGUGGAACCUGAACCCGAUGUUGAGAAGAAUGCGAAGAAAUCAAAAGGGAAGAAACGGAAAGGCGAUGUUGCGGAUACCUCAGAAAUGCCAGCAAAAAAAUCGAAGAAAUCAAAGUCUUCAUCGUAG